AUGGAUUUGCGGCGAGAAUUCGACAUAAAGCGUGAACCUAACUUUAAAAGCUUUGUACAGGAGCAGUACACACCGAUUUCCCGUUCGCAAUGCACUACUCCGGACUCACAGACCACCUAUUUCGACAACGUCGAGCAUAAACGAAAGCGUUCAAGCGAGGGGAUGAAGGCUAAGGCGCAGUACAAGGCGGCCCUCAAGAUCAAAAGCCGGCUCCAGGACAGAGCGGGCCUCUCCCAGGAGGAGAAGGAAAGGCUAGCCUGGGCAGAGCAAAAGAUCGAGGACGGAAGGCUGCACUUCGCAAACAAACCCUCGAUGGCGUCAACGGGCGGAUUUGCGAACAAGGUGGAGGAGAUGCUUGCCAACAAAAGGCAACGCUCUCAUGAAAAUGAUCGAGUCAGCAAGCGGAAAGGCGGGCCCAUAGAGGCAGGCCCACUCCCCACUAAAGUAGCAAAGAAGCCCAAAAGAAAGGUCAGUGAUGGGGUCAACCGACACCUGAUCGUGGCACUCAUCGACAGAAGCGACGAAAAUGGAAAGAUGUCAGAGGCGCGCUGGAAGAUCGUCCACACCCGACUCGUGGAGUGUCUCUUUGCACGGAUGGAGAAGGCACCCGCAGCCCCUAUGCCCACAUUCGAUGGUGCAGGGUGGUUGAACGGAGUCAAAAUCCUAAAGUGCAACGACGACCUGACCAGGAAGUGGCUGACGCAAACGGUCUGCCAACUGGAGGAGAUGUGGGAGGGGGCCCAUCUGGAGGUGGUGGACAGGGAAUUAAUCCCUUCCAUACCGAAGGCAAAGGUACUCUUUCCCAUCGCAAUCCAAGGGGAUCGGGCGCUGAAGCUGCUUCAAGGGCAGAAUCCAGACGUUCCUACGGCGAAUUGGAAGAUUCUGCACAUGGCCAGCCCACUACCCAAUCAGGGGGGUCAAAGUGUCAUCCUCCAAAUCAACAAGGAGGCGGAGGAUCUGCUCUACCCUCGAUUCGGGAAGAUGGCUUGGGGCAUGGGUAGUGUCUACCUGCGACUCAAAAAGCGCCACCCCGACGACACAGGCGAACACAUCCUGCAGGCAGGCGAGGUGGAGAAGGACCUCGGUCUAGAAAGCAUCAUGGAAGCCGCCCAGGACCCUGAGCUCGACAACUCGGAGGACGAAGAGAAAGGUGACCAGACGUUUAAAGUCAAGACGGAGCCAGCCACCUAUAACACUGAGGAGGCUGCAGCUCAAUCUCCCUAAAACACAACUCGCGUCGGCGGAGCUCCUAAUUGCCCUGGAGCAAGGGCCCGUCGUUAUAGCCUUGGUUCAAGGGCCAUGGAUUGCCUCGGGCAAUGUCGUGGCCGGACUAAGGUCCUCAAACUACAAAAAAUGCAAUCUCUAAACAAAAGAGAAGAACGUUAAGCAGCUACAGUAGCAGCACUAAAAGCGGAAAUCGACAGAGCUCGGCUUUCAGCAGCUGAUCGAUCUCAGCAGCAAUAUCAGCUCUUUUUUUCGUCCUCCUCUCAGUAGCAAUCUUCGAUGGACUACGAGGCGGAGGCGAAAACAAAUACA
Messenger RNA from Drosophila takahashii, 1536 nucleotides. NCBI's taxonomy places the organism in Eukaryota, Metazoa, Arthropoda, Insecta, Diptera, Drosophilidae. The record is from RefSeq and is a predicted model, not a curated record.